AAUUAACUAAAUGGUUAUUUUUAUUGAUUCUUGUGUGUCAGGUAAAAGAGAUAGUUGUGCGAAAUUUCAGCUUGACCCGAGAUUGGUUGUCGGAGAAUUAACAUGGACAAACUUUUUACCAGACAGACAGAGAGAACAGAAUGAUCAACAGACGGAACUCACUGACCCUGUCAGUGUCAGUACUCAUUGUGCUGACAGUUUAUUUUAUCCUUGAUUACAAUGUGAAAAAAAUCUUCAACCAGGGACGGACAAAUCUAUCACAAAAUCUCCACAGAGUUAUAAGACAAAAAAUUUACAAUUCUCAAAACCUCGAAUCGGGCCAAGUGAAAGCUACUAGAAUAUCAAAAGAAAACCAAUUUUAUUUAUGUGAAAACAUGGUUAAUCCACACAAUGCAAUAGUUCAACCAAAAGAUUCACCCUGUGGUUAUAUCUGUGGCACAGUCAACUGUUCUGGUCUCUCUAUCAAGGAGAUACAACCCUCCUGGUUUCCAAAUGAAACACAAACUAUUCUUUUAAAUACAAACUUUAUUAGCAGAUUGAACAAUUCCACAUUUUCACAUCUAACGAAUUUGAUAAAUUUAGAUCUAUCAAACAAUAACAUUGAAUUAAUAGAGACAUGCGCUUUUAAAGGUCUACACAAUCUAAAGACAUUAAACCUUUAUAAUCAUAAACUUAAGUUUGAUAACUCAGAUGAGUUUUUAAAAAUCUUUGAACCGCUGACUAGUUUGGAAGAAUUGGAUAUUCUACAGGACUAUCUCCACUACAAAGACGAAAUGUGUUCUUUCAGAUUUUUGGAGAAGCUGCCAACUCUUCAAAAAUUAUCAAUGGAAUAUGAUUUAGAAACUUUAUAUUUUGGCGAGGCAUUUAGAAAAAUGUCAAACCUAACAUUUUUGCGGCUUUACGGAAAGGUUCAAAUCAUAGACGAUUCUUCAUUUAUAAAUGUAUCUGGAUUGAUUGAACUUCACCUGGAAUCAUUAGACAACGUAUACAAUAUUAGUCAUAAUGCUUUUUUACCUUUAACAAAAUUAAAAGUACUAAUAAUUUCUAGGUUAUUAAUGAGCACACAAUUUGUGUUUUCCCUGUUAGAACCGUUUAAAGACAGAAAUAUGACUGAGAUCAGUUUAUAUAAUGUAAACAACAUUCACACUCGCACUGAUCCCAGGGUUGAAGGAUAUGUCACUUAUAAGGACACCAAAUAUCUUUUAAACAUUUGCUUGGAAACAUUGACUUUAAUGCAAGUUCACAUUUAUUAUUUCACUUUGGACGCUUUUCGGUAUCUUGACACUUGGAAUAGAUGUUUAGUGAAUCUGUAUAUUUCUAAAAACUCACUACUCGGAAGUGAAUUGAUCUUAAAUCGCCUACUGACAAUCAAAACUUUACAAAGAGUCACAAUUACAGAAGUUUUUCGUCCAUGUUUUCAAUUCGAAAAUUUUCCUCGAAGCUCUUUGAGUAUUCAAGUUAAAGGUAAAAGCCAAUCCUGCUCCAAAGAAAAUGAUAAACUUUCACUUCAGGAGAGUAUGUUUACAACCAAGGACUACAAAUUAAGCAAUUUUUCAGAAGAAAAUGUUUCUCUAAAAACGGAACAAGAUAGCUCGUGUGGGUUACAUCAGAUUAUAAGAAUAUCUGAAAGUUUAAAAUAUUUAAAUUUUAGAGGCACAGUUGGAGGCCAGUAUAUGUUUUGUAACUUUGUCUUUCAUGGUGCUCAAAACGUGGAGUAUCUAGAUAUCUCGGAUGGUGGGUUCAAAAAUUUUACAGGUUCAGUUGUAGGAAUGGAGUCAAUUAAGACCGUGAUAUUAUCAGGAAAUGACGUCAGUUUAAUAAGCAAAUCCUAUCUUGACACAGCUCCUGCUUUAGAAAACUUAGCUCUUGCUAAUUGUCAGCUAGAUCGUGAGUUUAUGUCAAUUCACAGCGGGAGAUUGUUUCAAAAUCUGACACGCCUACAGCAGCUUGAUCUCUCUUCUAAUUUACUCAACUAUUUAUCUACAGACACGUUUAUGUACAACAAACAUUUGAAGUGGUUGACUUUAGCACAAAAUCAGUUUCGGGAAAUUCCAUUUUCUUUGAAGUACACAGCAGAACUUGAAGUCUUAGAUCUACGUGAGAACUCACUCAAUACGAUUGACAUGGCGAGCAUUCAUCAACUUGACAAAAUUGUGACAAAGUCAGGUCACUUACAACUUUUACUAAGUGGGAAUGUUUUAUCCUGUGGUUGUAACGAUCUUCAGUUUUUACACUGGAUGAGGUUGACUUUAGUGACGUUUGAUCAGAAUGGAAACUUCACUUGCAUUAACAAUAGAGGGGAGAGAACUUAUACUUUAAUUUACCCUGAACUUGAUGCAUUGUGGAGAGACUGUUGGGGCAGUUUUUUCUUAUAUCUGGCUUUGAUAAUCUUGUGUCUUUAUAUGAUAGGAAUUUCUCUAGCUUUUAUAAUGAUUAAGAAUAAGAAAUUUAUUAUUACCUAUUUUUCGCAGAUUCUAGGCCUUUUUAGAGUACAUACGAAACAAGACUACCCUAUAGGUGUAUAUAUUGGCUAUUCUGAUAGAGAUUAUCAGUUUCCGUGUAAAGAAUUACGGAUUUUUAUUGAACGUUCGCUGAAAUGUGAUACAUUUUUAAUUGACCGUGAUCUUAUUGCGUCUGUGGAUAAAGCCAGUGGGAUUGUUGACGCUCUGAAUGCCAGUUGGAGAAUUCUUCUCGUCUGCAGCAAAAGUUUCUUGAAGGAAGACGAUUGGUCAAUGUUUACAAUGAGGUCAGCUAUUUAUACACAAAGUUCAGCUAAUCCUGCGCGUGUUGUUGUGUUAGUUCACAAAGAUUGUCUUCCCUUACUUCCUACAGCGCUUCUGAGCUCAGUCAAUGAUGAGAAUAUUUGUGUUGUGUCGGAGUGGGCAAUGAACUACGAGAUGAUGCAAAUGUUGACCACACGAUUAGCUUGAAAUUGUAAAAAUAAAAAACAACAUAUUUUACUUAUUAUGUUAUUGAAAGUAAGCGGAGUUAGAGGGAACGAUUUUCCUGGUGAUUUCGCCCCUUUCGAGGGGAUAAAAAAUUAGAUCUAUAAUUAAAACAAGUGCAUUAUAUUUUUGAAGAAAGAUGUUUCCAUUUCUUAUUUAUGUAUAUAUUUUCGUACCUAUAGCCAUUAUUUGUGUUUUAUUAAAUCAAAGACAAAAUAUCUACAAAGAAGAAGGAAACAAAGCAACGAUGGUUUAUAGUAAAAGAUCAUAUAUUUUUAUUUAUUUACAGAUCUCUAUCCCUAAGUCCUGCAUUUAUACUCAGAGUCUAGUUCUUAAGUCCUGCCUUUGAAGCCAGAGUCUAUUCCUGUGUUAAUUUGUUCUUCCUACCUUUAUACCCAGAAUCUAGUUCCUAGGUUAAUUUGUUAUUCCUGCCUUUAAAGACUGAGUUCCUUAAUUAACUCUUUCAACACUAGCUGCACACUUCCCAGAGUUGUUUUAUCAUAGGGUAGGAGUCAGAGGCAAGGGUGUGUAAGAUAUGAGACUGUUUUGUUGUCACAGAUUAAUAAUAAAUUACUGUAGACGUUACUAAUUAAUAAAAUAAAUUACUGUAAACGUUAUUAAUUAAUAAUGAUAAUAACGAGACUGUCUUUAUCAAGGUAGACAUAUAUAACUAUCUUUUUAUUUCCGUCCGAUCCUUUGCUUUCGCUCAAAACAUAAUCAACAAACAAUGACGUAAUAUCAUAUAAUAUUAGCACAGAGACAGUAAGUAUGUCUAUUUAUUUAUUUCUUGUGAGCUGAGUUCUAACAAGUGUUAUCCAGGGGAGGAUAAAAAGUGUAGCCAGUGCUCAGUUCCUCAGGCCGAGUGCUGACCUGGUGCUGGUCAGGAGCACUGAAUAAAGGGAUAUACUCAUGUUCUCGUUUUGUGUCUUGAUACAGAUCACAGGAUAAGGAGUAAGCCUGCUGGCUACAUAUGUCUCGAUUGUUAUUACCUAGUUAUAUAUAUAUAUAUAUAUAUAUAUAUAUAUAUUCGUCCAUCGUGAAUUGAUGAUGACAAGAUUUGUCAUCCAGGGGGGACUGAGGGCUUUCCACUGGGGUUUUGUGCCUUUUCACCUCAUGUGAAUGGUGAGACCUAUGUGAGCCCGGGCCUCACACUGGGCAGAUUAUUCCAGCUAAACCUAGAUUUAUAUCACUUCUGCAAACCCCCUGGUGCUUUUAGUAGUAUUUUGUGCAGUGUAAUUGUUUUUUAUUACUCUUAUUACAAUAUAGUAUGCUGCUUAUG
Biomphalaria glabrata is the source of this 4224-nucleotide messenger RNA. RefSeq names its product toll-like receptor 4. The record is from RefSeq and is a predicted model, not a curated record. The transcript has 3 exons. Gene Ontology annotation, biological process: signal transduction. NCBI's taxonomy places the organism in Eukaryota, Metazoa, Mollusca, Gastropoda, Planorbidae. Bases 141 to 2930 code for a protein of 929 amino acids. Gene Ontology annotation, molecular function: protein binding. Gene Ontology annotation, cellular component: extracellular matrix.